Messenger RNA from Eutrema salsugineum, 583 nucleotides. RefSeq lists its product as uncharacterized. NCBI's taxonomy places the organism in Eukaryota, Viridiplantae, Streptophyta, Magnoliopsida, Brassicales, Brassicaceae. The record is from RefSeq and is a predicted model, not a curated record. The coding region runs from base 93 to 284 and encodes 63 amino acids. The transcript has 2 exons.
UACACCAACUUAUCGCAUCUCCCUCUUCUCAAACGAGGCCGAGAAAAGCAGCGGAAAGGAGCUUACGGCGAGGGAAGAUUUAUCCGACAACAAUGGUCAAGGUUUUGACUUACUUUGGUAUGACAUUAGCUGCUUUCGCCUUCUGGCAAUCCAUGGACAAAGUUCAUGUCUGGAUCGCUCUCCAUCAAGACGAAAAGCAAGAAAGAAUGGAGAAGGAAGCGGAGGUAAAGCGGGUUAGAGCAGAGCUGCUAAGGAAAGCAAGAGAGGAGGAUCCUCUUGCCUGAUCUUCUUCAGUUAUGUUUUGGCUCUCUGAUCACAUCAAUGCACUUCUCCUUUACAUUUUUUUUCUUAACUGUUAUGGACCCAAAUGGAGUUUGCAUAAAAACGACAGUGCCAUAUAUACGCUUUGAAUGUGAGAUGAUCAUGAAUAAUGGUUCCUUGUUGUCUCUCAACCAAUGAAUCACUAGUGGAGAAGUAUCAGGAUCUGCUUGCUUUUUGCCUUCCUAAAUCUGGUACUGUAAUUGACUAAUUGUGUAUCAUGGAUUCUGCGUUCAUGCACAAGUUAAGGAGGUUUCACAUGCCA